Molecule: messenger RNA, 10169 nt
Organism: Megalopta genalis
Lineage: Eukaryota; Metazoa; Arthropoda; Insecta; Hymenoptera; Halictidae
Gene: dome
Product: cytokine receptor domeless
Molecular function (GO): protein binding
Source: RefSeq, a predicted model, not a curated record
CUUCAAGCUGCAACAUUCGAAACGUGUUCGCCCCAUAUGGUUCGGGAUCACGAUUCACCGUAACGACCGUAACAAUCGUUCGAAAACGUCGGAAAGAUCGGAAAAUUGGUGGAAUCAUGAGUUGAGAAUAUUCGACCGCCUCUCGCGCUCGAUCUCGAGAUUCCCGAGGACCAGUUGCCGACAUGUUGGUACCACUGUCGAUUGAUCGCACGUAUUUUACCCAGAAUGUGUAUCGUAUAUAUUUAUUCGUGGGUCCCUCUGGGCGAAUGUAAACAGAAUUUUUCGCAAAUAUGAAGUGACACGGCCGAUUUCUGCGGCUGCGACUCGCGAUACGUGCCGUGGUUACGUGUUUGCUGCGGAAGAUUCGACUCGGAUAGUGGUCUGUGUGUCUGUCGGAUAUUUCGGAGCGCGUUACGGUGACCAAAGGAUAUACCCAUCGGAUAGAACGGGUUCGCGUUCGACCGUCUCGAAGUGUUCGUUCAGUUUCGAUGAAGUGAAGUGGCGACGAACGCGGAAUCUUUGCUGGCACGAUGCGAGAGUAUCUACAGGAACUCGUUGAUCGUUCACUGACGUGAUGGGAGCUCAAGAUGUCUUCAACCAAAGCAGAUCCCAAAAGACCUGUGCAAGAAAUGUUUCGAUUAUCGCGGUCAGAUACAGAAAUCGCGUCUAAACACGAUGUCUCUAGAUCUUUGGAUAUCCAUAGAAUGAGAGAAAUACUGUGCUGCGAUUCUGAGCACUGUAAAAAUGAUAUAAGUAAUAAUCUCCCUGUGGAGAAAGACAUUCUAAAUAGGAUAGAAAAUGAAUCGUGUGACACGGCUGAAUGUUCAACAAGCAUCAACUAUUCUACUGGAAUAUGUUUGCUUAACCAUUGUUCAUCGAACAAAGAUGUUAAUCGUUUUACCUGUAAUUGUGAUAUAAUGUGUUGUCAAAAACAGAAACAAAUCUCAAAUAGUUAUGUGUGUUCUAAUACAUACAAUUCGUGGAGAACAAGGGCAGACAGAAAUUUGCUGCUGCCUACUACCAAGAGAGUCGGUACACAGUGGAGAAACUGUUUUUGGAGAACAUUUUUAAUUCCUUUCAUUGUAUUAUCAUGUACAUUAUUAUGUAGUGCAGAUCACAAUGAGUGUGCACAUGGCCUCAAAACACCAGGAAGAACUUGGCCUCAAGGGGAUAUUGUUCUCGAAUACGGUCAAUCGUUAAAAAUACUUUGUAUAUUAAAUAAAACGUUUGACAGCUAUUUGCCUGAAGGAAAUGCUUCAGAUCUUAUGUUUUUUCGAAACAAUAAGGAAAUGGAACCACAGUUUAUUACAAUCGUUAAUGAAACUACAAUAUCAUUGGAUGUAGAACAACCUCCUCCUGCAGAGGACAUGUACUAUUGCAAAUUGAGGCCACAAAAUGACUCUAACAAGAAACCUGAAGCAGUUUGUUUGAACAAAGUUGUAGUGGGAUAUAAACCUAAAGAACCGAAGAAUUUCUCCUGUGUGUCCCACAACUGGGAAAAUAUUACAUGCUCAUGGGUGCCCGUCCAGAACUACGUUACAACGAAAUUUACGCUUGUAUUCAAACUACCGGGAAGAGCAGGACGAAAAUUGUAUCCUUGCCCACAUGAAAAUCAAAAACAUUUGCCACCGAAUACAUGUCUGUGGGACACAUCAACGAACCCGAUUUACCGUCAGCCAUACGAAUAUUAUACGUUCAUCUUAAACGUGGAGAACGUGCUAGGAAAUGCCAGUUUUACAUACAGAUUUCAUCAUUUUGCUCAUGUUAUUCCUGCAAAACCGGCCAAUUUAUCAGUGAUUAAUAAAACAUCGGAUAGCGUAUUACUGCAUUGGAGCGUGCCUUUUCCUAUGCAAAACUUUCCACCUGGCUUACACCACAGAAUAAUGUACCAAAAUCACUGGCAUACUAAAGACACCUGGCAGGUAAUUAAUAUUACGAAUGACAUUCGCGACUCCAAGAGACAUUAUAAUCUCUCCGGAUUGGAGUACGCUAACGCCGGCUACGAUGUACGGGUUUCCAUGAAGAGUUCCGUCGCUACAGGGGAAGAUAAAUGGAGUGAGUUUAGCGUGGUUGCGUUCAGAACAUCGCCAACAGUACCUGGCCGUUCUCCAAAAACCGAUAUCGGGAGCUUCGAGGUAACGGCGGAGAGCAGGGACACCAGAGACGUGUAUUUGUAUUGGCAAACUAUACCGGAGUACUUGAAGAACGGUGACAAUUUUACAUAUAAGAUCGAACACGUUGAAGAGAAUGGAAAGAAGCUGGCGAUUGUUCCCAGUGAAAGGACAGAUACAUAUGUUAAAUUCAAGGGAAUUAAUCUCAACAGUUAUUACAGAUUCGAGAUUGUUUCGACAAAUAUUGUCGGAAUGAAUAAGGAGCGCGCUAGAAUCUUUGUUCCUAGUCAAUAUGAAAUACCGCACGGACCUUUGGCGUUUACAAAAAUAGCAUUUCACGGCGGUCUGUACGAGCUGUCUUGGAAGCUACCUAUUAUGAACACCGAAGUUACAAAUUAUACAAUUUUUUGGUGCGAUAACGAUAACCGGGAUCGCCCUUAUCAAUGCACCGGUUAUCUGGACUGGGUGCAUGUGAGCAAGAAUACGACGAUCUAUAAUAUGACUGUGCCGGAUCCAAACAAGGUUUACCAGUUCGCGAUCUCCGCGAAUACCCAUAAAGGAAGCAGUGGUAUGAUGUGGGCUUCGUGCACUGUGAUGCAUGACGACGGUGUUGGAAAGAUGAAGUCCGUUUGGAUAAAUAAAAUCGGCUCCGACUAUAUUCAAGUUGGGUGGAAGUUGGACUGUUCCGAUCGCAUUGGAAUUGUAGAGGGAUUCAACAUAUAUUAUUGCCCUAUAGUAUCGCCGUAUAAUUUGAACUGUAAAGGCCCGAAGCUUAAUACAACGAUAAAAGCGGAUCCCCAUACUAUUCACGGCAUGGUGACCAAUUUAAAACCGUAUACGACCUACAGCCUAUCUGUCGCCGUGUUAAUCAAGAACAAAGAAGGAAAAACCAGCGACCCUUUGUACAAUACAACGUUGGAAGCCGCCCCAUCGACGCCUCCGCAAGACGUCAAGGUCUUUAACGUGACCAAUACAACUAUGUUUAUCACAUGGAAACCGCCAGAUGCCAUGAAUGGCGUUUUGAGAUACUACGAAGUAAAAUUUAACGGAUGUGAACGAAAGGUUGACGAAGCGAAUCAUAUAAAACUGGAGAACCUUAAGGUCCACACGAAUUACAGCAUCAGCGUGGCGGCAUGCACCGUGGAUUGCAGCCAAGCGUCACCGAUUAUCUACGAGGUUACCAAGAUCGGUGUGCCUGGCAAAGUAGGCGUUCCCAACGUCAGAUUCAUAAAUUCUAGCCAAGUGGCCGUUAAGUGGAACAAACCUGACAAUAGCGCUGGUUAUUUGGAUUACUAUCAGAUAUCUACGCGUGACGGUGACAUAAAAAACAGUACCAAAACAGAGGCUCAUUUGUCAAUUCCUGACUGCAAAACGGUGGGGAGAGAACAGUUAUACGAGUUUCGCGUGAGAGCUGUUAACAUUGCACCCAAUAAUGAGCACCUGCCAGGAGAAUGGUCCGAUCCAGGCGAUGGAAAUUGCUACAGCGAUGGUCCGUCGUUCAGCGUCUGGAUUAUGAUAUGGGUGAUAGGAGCAGUCAGCAUUGUAGCGGUACUUCUUUGUGUCGGACAUGUGUCGAAGAGAAUGUGGAUGAAGUGUAAAGCUAUGCAGGACGUCGGAGUCAAGUUACCACCUGGAUUAGCGCCCAACAUGAAGCUCCUGCAGAAGGGAGGUGAACAGCACAUUCGGCAAUCAUCAGCGGACUCAAGUGGCUGCUCUAGCGGUCAAGAAUCCGUCACUUCUUCUCUCACGUCUGACUCUCAGGUUUCAAGUGACAGUGGCACGGAGAUAGAUCCAAUGCCGGUGUCGCCGAACAAGUUGAUGGAAACGUUACAGCCUUGGGAGUCCUCGAGCUUGCGGCAGAGGAACGUCGGGGUAACAAGGCCUGGGUUCACCGCAGACGCAGCUCGUUGGGAACCAUACGUAAAAGUGGCGAAAUCAGGAGAACCGAUAAUCGGGGACUCCUUGUCUCUAGCAAGAUCGACACCCAAUUUAACCGAUAGCACUGGCUUCACAACGUCCCAGCACACAUGGUCCUCGACCGGCUAUAUCAGCAUGCCGUCAUCCGAGGAGCUAUCCAGCAAUCCGAGCCCUGUGCCCAAAGAAACAACAACAGCAGGUGGUUACAGUGUGAUCGGAGCAGCUCCAAAGCCAGUGAAAUCAAAAUCCAAGGAUGACGGUGACUUGACAGACCCCACUGCGAAGACACUGAUCCCAAUUAAAGCGGAGACCAAGCCCGCCAAUGCCUACAUAACCCUGGCAUCCUUGGAGCAGAAACAGAAGGACAAGAAGCCCAUAGAUACCUUGCGCGACUUAGAUGACCUGGCAUUCACGGAGUCGAAAGCGAAACUGGAGACUUUGACACCGUUCUCCACUGCCGAGAAGACGUCGAAACCGUAUGUCCAGACAGGCUUGAUCGAUUCGCUGAAGAAGCCAUUCGCUUUGAGCAGUAUCGACGGUACAAGGAGCGCGACGAUGACCGCUCCAUUCGCAUCAACGUCUCUAACCGAUGCGUGCACCAAACCAUUUGUCUCCUCGUUUGCUAGUCCGACAUCCUUGCCGUCCACCAUGGACUCCCCGUCGAAGCCGUACGUCUCGGUGUCUUCUAUCUCUGAGAUGGCGAAGAAGCCGAACUAUCAGCCAACUGUUUCGGAAGGAUCGCCCAAAGCUGGCCCUCCAGAGUCUUCGACGACCGAUGGUUCGAAACCAUACGUCUUGGCCAGCACCGUUUUCCAGAGACUACAGCCGCAGCAAAUUGGAAAAACGGAAGCAACGGAGCCCACGGAGGACAAGAACGAGGAGGACAACUCUGCUUACACGCGCUAUUGGCCAACAGGAACGCACCCGGCCGGCAAACUGGAUGUUGACAAGACGAUCAUCGCCAGCAAACCGAACACCGGUUACGUCACCAUAGCGGAGAAUCCAAAGUUGGAGCAGCACAGGACGUCCACCGUGUCGUCUCCGUACGUGCAGCACGAGAGGUUCGAGAAGCCGCUUCCGCCGACUGCCGCUGGACAGUCCGACGAGCAAUACAGUAAAGUGACUGUUGUGCCAAGUACUAUCCAAUGAAGGGGCUGUUAGCGACCCAUGAUAGUGUAAUCGGUCGUCAUUACACAGGACUGUCCGGACGAAACGGACCGAGUUGGUGCAAUACGACACUGCGUUUGUAGGUACUUGCCGAACCUGUCCUGUGUUUGGUUUUUUACGACUAUAGUAUUCUUAGAUUGGCUGAGAAAUUGUAAGGAUCUUAGACGCUCCACGGUCAUGGUGUUUCUGCGCAGUGCCCGGGAAACAUGAUUCAGAGAAACUCGUUUCACAACACUAUAGAGAUGGAAAAGUGAAAUCAUGGUCUUGUUCGUGGAAGCAUGUACAAAAUGGGUUACUUUUGUAUCAUAUUAUCGUGCAAUGUGACGGCGAGGAUCACACUAGCGACGCCAUAGCCUAAGAUAGCUGUAGGAUAAGUAAAUUAUGUGGCAUACGCCUGUCGUUACGGAUAGACUAUCGUUGCUGGAACAUUCGGAUCACUUCGCUGGCUAACCGUGUUAGCAUUGUAAUUUUUAUCGAAGCUUUCAACCCUUCGAAGGGCGGUAGUUUGUUUUCUGAAGAUGAUAUCGAAGGUCUUGUUACGUGAGGAUCACUUUGAGACGAUAUGGGUGGUUCUCUAGUAAUAUUAUCUUCCGUUCAGCAUACUGUUUAAUUAAGAGAGUUGUAUUAAACUAAAUGGAUAAACUAUAGAGGGUUAAUCGACUCUGUGUAAAAAGAAAGCUGUUCCGACGAUAGGUUUCUCGAAAUGUUGUUCCCGUUCGAGCGUCAUGUCAAUAACAGGAGUAUGCUUCGCCUUAGAGUGCAUGAUAGCGACAUGCACACAUUAAUCGUGGUUUUGAUUCAAGGACCUUCGUGAAUGUUUAAGAGUUGCUGUUCGGUAGAGAGUGGUACUUCGAAAGAAGAAAAUAUUCGUGGUUCACUGUCUUCUCAAAACUUAUCGCACGCAAGCAAUCGUCCACUAAACCUUGCCUUGGAAUUGGCACAAAGAAUCGCGAGCAGAAGACAGCGGUGCACGAGUACUUUUUUCCCUCGUUUGUACAGGGUGAGACACAGCAAUCAGGUAAUACAAAUUUGUGUUGGAAUUGAAGCUGGCAAAUCGGGACCAUUUUGAUAGCAUAAACGUCAUUUGUGCACUGUUUAAAUGUCGCUGUCUACCUUUAACUUCACAAUCUCAGCUCACAGUUCAGUGAACAACGGCACAGAAAGUUCAACGACCUAGCAAAAUGACCUUAAGACGCAGAAUGCAUGAUCAAAUAUAUUAUUUAACCCUGCACUUGUACACUGUGAAGACAUCGAUGACCGUAAAAUACUUUGAAACUUGGAACGAACGAAAAAGUUUGUUUAUGCUAUCAUGAUAUUUUCUUUUAUCUUCAGCUCCAACACAGAUUUGGCUUCGUUUCGUUUCGCGUGACUCACCUUGUACAUUUGUUGUAUUUCGAGGAGCAAUAAGGUUCUCGAAUAGUCGUGACCGACGAAAAGAAAAAAAAAACAAACGAAAGUUACACGCGAUCACGAAUUAAUCGCUUUGGUCGCGAGUUUCAGUUUUCGCCGCAAAUCGACCAGCGACGAAAAUUCAAAUGAACAGACCGUCGAGAUAGAGAUAUAUGUAUAUUUGUUUUUCUUUUUUUAGUUACAUACGUGGAGCACACGCAAGGAAUUCUUUAACGCUGCAAUCGCAUUCGUGCGCGCAAUUUGUUUAUUUGUACAUAACAACUAGAUUGCGGAUGUUUAUGCAGGUAUAGAGAUCUUUAAUUCGUUGGAACUGCGAUCGAACGGAAGCUCGUUUGCUCUGUUUUAGGGUACUGUCAGGUUCUGAAUGGGACUCAAACGUCGUGCUAAGCUUUAUGAAUGCGUUUACACUAGAACCACCGUGAGCUUCACACGUGACUGGUUCGUAUUGCCUUAUGAAAAUAACGAGACUGCACUUAUUCAGAUUACUGCGAGAUUUUUACGUGUCCCGAACAAUUAAAAUCUAUUCGAUGAUUUCCUAGUAGAAGCAACGUUUUAUCACUUUCGUAAUCGUAAGAUAAGGAGUCUGAAAGGAUUCUGACUAAUCCGGUGGUUCCAGUGUCGAUCGGACUGUACUUUAGACAAUCGUGUUUACGCUAUAAGUGCAUAAAAUCCGCAGUAUAAACAAUACAAUUUUACAAAUCGUUCCUGUAGUACCUUACUAUCGCUGGCAACGAUCGAAACAGAGAACUACGCAGUAAAAAGGAAACUAUGGUAACGAGUACAGGGUCAAGGAUAAUAAGAUAAGGAAUGAUUAAUCAAAUUGCAGGUUUGAGAGCAGUUAGAUUUUUGCACAUUUUCUACACGCGUAUAUGUAAAUGUUUCUAAUCGUCUGUUGAAGAUCGUCGAACGACUGCUGAACGCGUCACAGAAUAAUAGAACUUCUUUAUCGUUUCUGUUUUACGAGUAGCCUUUGCUGACCGCAUUCUUCAACGUUCUUGUAUUUAAUCACUUUUAAAGGCUGACAGUUUUCGCCGUUGAUCUUUUAUGAAUCGUUAUUAGCUCGCCGAUCUUCAGGCAACAUUGGAUGCCGACUAUUUUAAUAGUUAUUUCUUCUGGCAUCGUUAGCGGCCUAUAUAAAAUCUUUCAUUUUAUUACCACCGAAAUCGUAGAAGUAUUCCUGCGAGAGAUCAUGAAAUCAACUAAUUUAACCGUGCAUUGUUGCAACGAUUUAUUACGCGUAGAAUAUUCUAAACCCAUUUUUGUCACAAGUAGGUAAAAUCCGCAACGAAAUUAUCGUCUGCCAGCGAACAAAUACUAUUUUAUACGUGGCUGCAGUUUCUUGUCGACACGACGGUUUAGUUUUAAGGUCAGAGAAAUUGUUUGCACAGUUCGGGACUACUUUCGGCGGUCAGCAAGGAUUAAUCGAUCAUGAGUCAUCGAAAUGUUCACGAAACGCUAGUACAACAGUCAGAGAUGGCCCAUUAAUUACAGCAAUUUUAAGGAUCACGUAAUGCCAUUGAAACAUUUAUGUUGAAACAAAGCAAGAUUAUAUAUCUAUAUAUACACAUAUAUAUCUAUAUGUAUCUAUGUAUAUAUAUAUUUGUAUAUAUACAUAUGUAUGCAUAAUAUUUUAAGCUAGUCAUUGACGGGGUACAUAAGUUUUUACAGGUCUUUUUUCUCUCUCUUAAAUAAUUACAGUUUUUACCAUCAAUCAUCGUGGAGUAAUUGUUUUAGAUAUUUGAAAUAUUGUUGCGACGUUGUUGGAUCAUUGGUUGCCGGGUUAAUUAUAUCAUUCGAUUCUGAAUCACUGUAAGGAAAAUUAAACGGAAUCGUGAAUAUUGACACAACGACAGUGUUAAUCAAUCAAUCUUUCCAGUAAUUUGUUCGUGGAAAAGUUUUAUACAGAGUCGAGUGAGUCGGAGACCGGAUAAGAAAUUAUUUGUCUCGCGUAUAGAUCAUUCGCGUGAUAUCUAGUAUUAAAUAAUUCAAUCGAUCACUAAUCAAAUUACUGUACCAUACAGAAACGUUGCAUCUAUUGAAUCUAUAUUCGAACGAGUCCACGGAAGCUUUAUUUAUCAUUUUAACUAUUUAUAUCCGAUCGAACAUCUUUUACAGCAUAAAUCACAUUUUUUCGAUCGAUGCGUUUACUACCAGCAUUUAUUUUACCGUUUUUUUCGUAGCUACGAUCCCAUGUUUUUACGAUCAUUGAAUGCAUAAACAGGACCUCCUGGAAAAUUAUCAAACAUAUUGAUCCAAGUCUCAAAGCUUCCGUGGGCUGAUGUUCGAGUUAACUUUUUUCCACUGUUCGUACAACGCAUCGACCCCCGUGGUCGAUGGAACACCCUGUAUACACCUGUACAAAAAAGGCCUGAGAGGAUUUGUAGCCGAGUUAUUUUGCAAGUCCAAACAAUUUCCGCCGACCGUAUCUUGUCGAAAGGAAAUGAAACUUGUUAACCGGACGACGGUUUUAUUAGCACGAGCAGCGUAAUCCGAGACGGGUAAAAUUAGUGUGAUAAACGAACCGCGGAUGUUUGCGCAAAAUGAAAUUUCCGUAGACAAACGGAGGCUCGAUUACAAUUACAAUGGCAUUGAAAUCAUUCGAGUUACCAAAUUAUUGCCUUCUAUAAUUGGUAUAUCAUUUUAAACGUGCCUGUACGACUGUAAUUCACGCCGGAGCGCGGACGGUUGUUUCGCGAUGAAACGCAAGAAUCAUUGGUCGGACGAGGAACAGAAAGCUAUCGAUUGACGAAUUCGACGAGUUAACUCGUCGCCCCCCGGUUGAUAGCUUAACAAAGCCGUUGUUUGCACUUGCGAAAUGAUUGUGUAACGGGUUCCACGGAAGAAUUCGACGUUCGUUCGUGGAACCGUCUUUGGAGCGAGCUUACGUGUACUCGUAUGUUAAUAUUGUUGUUACUAAGCGAGCUAGCCGCUAAUAUUUAACGAAUCGCGUGUGUAACGUAAGGGAUUGCUAUUUAGUUUAAGGUUGAGAAUUGUUAGCACCUUGUCUUCGGAAUCGUGGCGGUGGUAUGUUCGUUUUAAAUCCAAUUCUUAGGCCAACACGUUUCCCCAGUAAACCCAGCGACGUGCCGUCAACGGAAGCUCUUUUGUGGGGUCAUUUACAAUCCCAUAGCCUAGAGUUACGUCCUCGGUGUUUUCGAAAAUUUGCAGCCUCCUUUGUAAGCGAAGGACUUAGCGUAGCAAAGUGUUGUUCACCCGUCACAGUAGUUUUUAAUGCUGGUUCUAAACGCUUCUUUACGCGGUACCGCUGGGUUUACUGCUUUUAAUUGUCCAGUCUACCUCAAAGCAUCACGGUAUAGCGGGAUAAUAAAUUCAUUACAACGAUGGACAGAAGCCGUGGGUCUGAGAUUGCUUUUAGGACUGUCCUAUAUCUGGAUACCUUUUGUUAAUUAUCUGCUCCGAGUCACGUUUUACGACUCUACAGAGUUUAUGCUGCUUUUCUUGGGAGUCGUUUCAUUUUAAAGUUCUGUUUAUAUUAUCCGAGAACUUAUAUUAAAUCAGGAGAACCCACACGGCGGCCUAAUAAAUCGUCUUUCUGCGAUAAAA